AUGUGCCACCGAGGUCUUGCCUCCUCCCUGUGGCAUCGCGCGCCCGAAGUCCAGGCCCUCUCCAGCCUCCAGAAGCUCUGCUUCCCUUGCUCCACGCCAAGACCGAUGCCGGCUCCACUUCGUCUUGCUGCUGUUCCGCCUUCGACGUCCUGUUGUUGCAGGACCCUCCCCAUCGGGCACUGUGGACGUGUUGUUUCUUCUCUCUCAAGGUCGAACGGACGCCGGUUACACGAGACACCAAGUAGCACGACGGUCCUCCAAGAGUUUGGGUUCGACAAGUUUGAUGACGCUAUUGUACAUCUACGUUACCGAGACCGGCAAGACCGACUGAAUGAAACCCCCAAGUACCUCUAUGAACGGAAACGCCAAGUACUCUACACGCGAAGACGCCUAAGACCAUUGCGGGAUUCAUCGAGUACAACUGCCGUCGACCCUCGAAGACCCUGUGGACGUCAAGUUCCGUUUCGUGACCCCGAACCUCUACGAAAACGUUGUACGAGUACUUCCGUGGCCAAAGACCCGUGUACAACUACCGUCGCCCUGUACGACUACCUCGACCAUGAACGUCCCGAGGACAUCUACUUCCUCUACUUUGCACCGAACGAGAACCAUCUUUUGCACGCUUCGAAGGUAUAA
Molecule: messenger RNA, 636 nt
Organism: Triticum turgidum subsp. durum (durum wheat)
Lineage: Eukaryota; Viridiplantae; Streptophyta; Magnoliopsida; Poales; Poaceae
Source: the annotation of a GenBank genome assembly